Spea bombifrons (plains spadefoot toad) is the source of this 1569-nucleotide messenger RNA. RefSeq lists its product as uncharacterized. The coding region runs from base 111 to 1262 and encodes 383 amino acids. The transcript has 2 exons. Lineage: Eukaryota; Metazoa; Chordata; Amphibia; Anura; Pelobatidae. The record is from RefSeq and is a predicted model, not a curated record.
AGAGACAGAUCAUAUAUCUGAGAGACAGCAGAAGAUCACAUGGUAGCAGGAACCUAUUCUGUGAUUAAGAAGAGACAGACGUGAGGGACAUUUUUCGUUUUGAUUCCAGCAUGGACCGGUUUUACAAGCCUUUACGAGAGGAGCUGGGCCUUUUUGAGGAGCAGGUUCACCAAUGUCGCGUGGACUUUGACCUGCAGACCCUACAAAGAGUGCUAGCUCUGCUGUCUGAGGCUCACAAGACACCCCUGGACAGCUGGAGGCAAAUAGAGACUCUUGUGCAGAAUGGUAACAUCUUGGGAGGCCAAGGAGCGCAGUUUCGAGAUUACCUCUCCUGGCUUCUGUCCUACGUGGAGUAUCUGCGUACGAUGAAGACCGCUUUCGACGACCGCAUUGUUUUUCCGCUUUGUGAUAACUUGUAUGUGAAUGACGAGGGGGAGGUUUUAUCACCUAACGGUUUGCAGCUUCCCCUCGCCCCGGACAACAUUGCAGCUACUGCUCGGCAAUUGUUUCACCAUCGUAGAAGUUGGGCCCUUCUGUUGAGUUCUAGGAACCAGGGACAGGCCCAACAAAUCCAAGGGGCAUCUCACUCGACUCUUCUUCUACAUCGUAUCCCAGAUAUCUUCGAGGAGAGUCUGGUGACGGCUAACCUGGCGCGCCACUGGGUCCUCCUUCAUGAAACCCGCCACAAAAACAUUGUGGCUUCCCCCCAGGACCACCUGAGCCGUGAAUUUCACAAGGACUCUCCCAAAGAGAGAGAGCUUUGGAGAGAGUCUCGGGUUGUGGCCGAUGGUAGCCCAGAAGCCCAGUCUCAGGUAAAAGACACGAGGGAAUACCUGAUGUUUUUGCUCUGGAGAGCUGGGAGAGCCGAGGCUCUAGAAUUACAGGUGAAGGAAACAAACCAUAAAGUUUGGAGUCUUCUACAGGAUAUCAACGAGACACAAAAAUUAGAGCAGGAGAACGGAGCGGGAAGUCUGGAGAAAAUGGAGACGUUGAAAAGACAACUGGAUCUAGAACGGUUCCACCAGGCAAUUCUAAGCUCUGAUUGGCAGCUAGAACUCGAGGUCCGCCCUUCGCUGAUCCGAGAGAUUGACGCGGUACGAGAAUGCUGUAGCCAGCUGGAAGCUAACCUUAGCCCGAAGAAACAAGAUGGCGAGGAAUCCCCCCAGGACUCCGUGGGGGUAUCUAGCGACACCGAGUGGGACAGCAGCUCUGUCUUCUCGCACUCCUCAACCCGCUUGUCAGACGCCUUCACUCCACGUUGACUUUGGAUACAAUGUAGACAACGAUCGUUCCAGGAAGCCCAGAUACAAACCAACUCUCCCGAUCCCAAAACCUUCUGAAUGUAAUAAACUGAAAUCAGAUUUACUUCACAGUUACUUCUUAAUACAGAAACUGACGUGGUGACGGGACUGAGUUUAUUGGCUGUAAAAUGAACUAUUUUAACCUAAAUUUGGUUCCGGUGUUUAUGCGUAUUAACUUUGGAAGCCGGUGAAUGGAAAUUGAUGAAAUAUUUUAUGAUUCUGUGUAAUAGAAUUCAGCUGAUGGUUACAAUAAAGAGUUUCUACGGAA